CGCCGGUGGCGCGAGGGUGACGCAGGCUGGCGUCGAACUGUUGGCGGCUUUGGGAAUAAUGUGGAGGGUGAAGGCGGCCCUGGGCAGAGUGUUUCAUCGCUGGCCUGUCACCGGACCCUCACCCUCGCUGCGCCUGCCUCCCUCUCACUGUGCCGAAGAUGACCGGUUGAACCCACUGGCUCUGGGUCCCACCCACCUUCCCUUGAAAAGCAGUGCUACAGAUCCUCAGAAUGGAGAAGAAAGAGAGAGGAGGAGAGACGAAGAGGAACAGAGGGCUCGAUUUUAUUCCAAGUCAUUACCGCAGUUUUCAGGAUUGGAUGCGGUUGGCUGGGGUGCUGCUGCUGUCGUACUCCUGCAGUUCGUCAGACACCUGCACCGCCAGUUCUGUCACCACAGCGGGCCCCAGGACAGUGACACAGGCUUGCGUGUCCGUAUUGCAGAUUUUGUGGCUUCUGCACUGACACCAGACCGAAUCAAGCUCAGCCGGUGCAUACUGCCUCCGUCUGUGGGGCCCAACACCAUCAGUAGCUCUGUGCUUCCAUGUUCUGCAUGCAUAGGUUCAUCCACUCCAGCAGAUGGUGUUGCAGUCCUGUUUCAGACCAGCCAGGAAAACUUCAACACUAUUGAACAAGAUGAUCCACUGUUUAAGGAGAUUACAGAACACUCAGAGUACAGUGCAACGGAGGGGAGUAGCCAGCAGCCACAUCUCCAGAGGGAGGAACCUGGCUCAGAAGAAGCAUUAAACCAAGCCGCUUCCUACUUGCAGGGUACAGCUGAAUCCAGCACUUCUCACAUUUUAAACAUUAUGGGGAUUGAAAAUGUAAAAGCUAAGGAGGACGAGAUGGCUUUCUCCUGUUUCAUGUUGGCAGCCCAGCAGGGCUAUAGCAAGGCCCAGUACAACGUUGGAGUGUGUUACAACCUGGGAAGAGGCACAGCCAAAGACACCGAGAAGGCCGCUCUAUACUACAGUCAGGCAGCUGCUCAGGGACAUGCCAUGGCUCAGUACCGCUGGGCCAGGUAUUUGUUGGAGGCCAAGCCAGCAAGGGAUGUCAGAGAUACCCAAAGAGCCAUCAAGCAGUUGGAAAAGGCAGCUAAGUCUGGACUGAGAGAGGCCCAAGCUUACCUCGGCGUGUUCUACACUAACGAGCCUCACCGAGAUCUGCAGCAGGCGGUCAGGCACUUCACCAUGGCAUCGAGCAGUGGGGAUGCUGCGAGCCUGUACCACCUGGGAAUCUGCUGCCAGCAGGGAUGGGGUGUACCGAAGGACCACCGGCGAGCCGUGGAUCUCUAUGAGCAAGCUGCUGCUCUCGGACAUCCUGACGCACAGUGUGCUCUGGGCGUGUUCCAUCAAAAAGGACUGGGAGGCCUCCCCGUGAACCUCCGGAAAGCCUUGGCAUUGUAUCAGAAGGCUGUACGUGGAGGAAGCAAGGAGGCAGCACGCAACCUGUGGCUCUUGACAACAGAACUGCAGGCGAGAGAAGGUCUGACCACAGCCCGUGACUCCGACCCUCUGAGGUGUGUGAUGUCCUCCCCGUGUCUUCACGCACGGGGCACGCUGAGAGCACCGCUCCCUCAGCAACGUGCCAGUGAAACCGACGCAGGCUCCCUUCCACUAGACGCACCUCUGACCCCACUGCACCACUCGUGGAGUACAGGCUGCCUCCUUACCUCGCCGCUCAGCAGUGGGGGUCUCCGAGUCAGUGCCAACCCAUCUGAGACAGACUGCAAUGUGCUGUUCCCCAGGGAUCGCCACACGUUCCUUGUCGGUGUGGGAUGAUUUACGUGGAGAAGUGUCAGGGAGGCCUGUGUGUGCUCCACCGCCUCAUGGCCAGAGGAUCUUCUCACCUUGUUUGAUGCUCCUUGGACAGGCAAAGUUUGAGGGAUUUCUGCUGUUCACUGUCUCAGCGUGGACUGUCUACAGUCCUCACAGAUGCUGCUCAACCUGCUGAGUUCCUCCUUCAGAUUGUAUGUUGCUCUAGCUUUCAGCUUCUGCAGACUCCUGUGUCUGCCUCCGCUGUUGCUACCCAGACUGCCUGGUUCUUGGCCCAAAACGCACCAAACUAUUGCUAGGUUAAGGCCCUGCUCUUGCCACAGAGAGUUCAGAAGCAAGGCACCAUGGACGGUUCCCUGCUCUCUUUCUCUCUUCACAGGAGAGCAAUGUGCUUUAACUCUUUAUCCUGUCUGUUGUUGUGCCUCUGAGGUUGCAGGCUCCGGUUCUGUAGAAUCCCAACCAGGAGCAGUCAGAUGUCUGGCAGGGGUUGGAGGCACCUCUGGGAGUGGGAACAAAUUUGGGUAGAGUAUAAACACAAAGCACAAUGGGGCCAAAUGCCCUCUGUUUGAUGUUUCCGUGGGCAGUGGUGGGAUAUUUCUCUCUCUGCUAGACCCACCAUUAAUUUAGAAAGCUGCUGCCCAAAUUUACAUUGAACCCCUUGCUGUCCAGACAUGCUGCCAGUUUAAAUGUUAGUGUGCACUCCUCGGCAUCUUUCUCCUUUGUGCAGAUACCCACCUGUGACUGCACAUACAUGCACACUUACAUGUGACUGCGAGCGCACAGACAUAGGAGCGGGAUUAAGCCAUUCAGCCCAUCGAGUCUGCUCUACCAUUCCAUCAUGGCUGAUUUAUUAUCCUUCUCAACCCCAUUCUCCCCAUUACCUUUGACACCUUAACUAAUCUCUGCUUUAAAUAUACCAGCUUACAUGUGCAUGUGUGCACACAUUCGGUCAGUCACAGUGAUUCAUCAUGUGUUGCACCUAUAGUUAUAACGACUCUGUUUAUACUUUCAGUGGCAGCCCCUGGUUCUGAGCCCAUAGCCCACUGACCCGUCCUGCUGCAACACUGGGCACAUCUGCAAGCAAAGAGACUGCUGUGAUUCUGUGCCAUGUCGUGCCUUCUCCGCACUCCCUUGAGCACAUCACACCUCCCUCACAUGACAUACUCUGUGCCACAUUGAAUGUACAACACAGCCCUGAGUGUUCUGCGCACAAUCUGCAGUGCAUGGAAUGUGUAAGGCAUAAUCGCUGUGUGCAGCACCCAUACCUCCUGGCCACACAGUGCACCCCAAUUCCCUCGGCACCUUUAAGCUUGUGAUAUAGGUACCUGACACUGGUUCAAUCCCAAACUCUUGGGGCAGGCUGUGUGAGUGAACUGGCCGCUGUCAUUUGCCCCUGGUGGUUAAGUGGUAGAAUGUGGGGGGAGAUAAUGAGAAUGUGAGAAUUUUUUUUUAAAUCAGAUUACUUUCAGAUAGAUCAGUAUGGACUCUGUGGCUAAAUCUCCUCCCCCCCCACCCCCCUUUUGUUAUACUGUGUCACGUUUGAUGGCAUAACCUUCGUGUUACAUUGACAGGCAAAGUGUUCUAGGCCUUUCCUGAGUGAUGUUACUUAAAUACAGGGAUUCUAAUCUUGAUUCCGUUUGAUUUUGCUGUUCGAUUCUAGUUAUCUGGGAUGCUUAACAGUUCAUGUUGCUGCUGAUUUGCUUUCGAAAACAAGUUUAACUUCGGCUUGCCCUCCACAGAUGAGGAGAGUUCCCAGGAUCUAAGCCAAAGGCUGGAACACCUCCAAGGACAUCAAGAAAGAUGGAUGGGGCAGAUUGUUCACUGGUUUCCCCUCACAACCUCUAAGGCUUCACCUUGGUAACUCCCGUCCCUGGUUGUCUAAAACACAAGACUUCUGUUCAUAGUUCUACCGUGCAUCAAUAGCUGUUCACUCCCAGAAAUCAGCAUACAGUUGAGUAUCCUGAUGGAAAGGUCCUCUUGAUUACUGUUUAAUUCCACCACCUCCCCACCGCAAAGUCUUGGUUCAACCAUUGCAAAUAGAACAUAAAACAGUAGAGGCCCUUUGGCCCAUAAUGCUGUACCGACUUUUUAACCUUCUCUUAAAAUCAAUCUAGCCCUUCCCUCUUCCACCGCCCAUAGCCCUCCAUGUUUCAAUCACCAUGCAUGAGAUGAUAUCUAAUACCAGGGGCAUAAUUUUAAGGUGUUUGGAGGAAAGCUUAGGGGGAUGACAGAGAAAGGGGAUUGCGUGGGACACACUGCCAGGGAUGGUGGUAGAUCCAGAUACAUUAGGGGCAUUUAAAAGAAUCUCAGAUAGAUACAUGGAUAAUAGGGAAAUGGAGGGCUAUGCGGAAAGGAAGGGUUAGAUUGAUAUUGGAAUAGAUUAAAAGGUUUGCACAAUAUUGUGGGCGAAAGGGCCUGUACUGAGCUGAACUGUCCUAUAUCUCAGAUAUAAUAGGGCUCUAAGUUGUUUGGACCAUGUAAUGUUAAUGGUGGAUGGCCACACUUGUACAAAAGGCUAAGUUCAAGUUCAUAGAGAUGUUGCCAGGAUUUGAGGACCUGAUUUAUAGGGAAAGUUUCAAUAGUUGGGACUAUUCCCUGGAUCAGAGGAGAAUGAGGGAGAUUUGACCCACACCUGGAUCAUAGACCUCCAUACCACUCCCUUCCAAGUACUUAUCCAGACUCUCUUAAAAGAUUAAAUCAAACCCACAUCCACCAGUUGCUCUGGCAGCUCAAUCCACACUUCACAUCCUCUGAGUGAAGACGUUCUCUCCCCCCCCCCGCCUCAAAAAAAGAUUCCACUUGAAUAUUUCACCUUUCACCCUUAACCCAUAACUUCUAGUGUUAGUCCCACCCGACCUCAGUGGAAAAAGCCUGCUCGCAUUUACACUAUCUAUACCCCUCAUAAUUUUGUAUUGAUAGCUAAGGACACAGAGAGGGCAAAGAAAAAAAAGGCCAAAAGGGAUUUGUGUAGACAGGAGUUUACUGAAAGAAUUCAGUAUUGCAUAUGUUACAUGAGGAAUUCUGCAGAUGCUGGAAAUUCAAGCAACACAUAUCAAAGUUGCUGGUGAACACAGCAGG
Molecule: messenger RNA, 4849 nt
Organism: Mobula hypostoma (lesser devil ray)
Lineage: Eukaryota; Metazoa; Chordata; Chondrichthyes; Myliobatiformes; Myliobatidae
Gene: dele1
Product: DAP3 binding cell death enhancer 1
Exons: 13
Coding region: 59-1777 (572 amino acids)
Molecular function (GO): protein binding
Source: RefSeq, a predicted model, not a curated record